AUGUUGGCCUUCGUCUUCAAGUUCCUCGCCCUUUUAGAAAUGGCCUCCUUUCGAAAAGAGAUGGAAACGAACGAAGCUGAAAUACUUUCGGAAGUUUUUGACGAUAAUUCGUCAGACGUUCCUAGUGAGAACGAAGAUGCGGAUGACUCUUUUGAAGAUUGCGAGGAGGAUUCCAGUGACAGUGAAAUUAUUACACCUGUAAAGAAGAGUAAGCUGGCAGUGUUUUCAAGUGAUUCCAACACUGACGAAAAUAAUGAUAAUUGUUGGUCUGAAAAUGACAUACUACGACGCUUACAAAUGUUUGAGGGUCAUCCUGGGGUCACUACAUUUCCAUUUCAGUGUGACUCUGUGACUAAUCUCUUUUUUGGUGAAGAAUUAUUUGAAAUGUUUUGCAAAGAGCUGUGCAGCUAUCACGAUCAAACCGCAAUGAGACGUAAAACACCAUCCAGAACACUCAAGUGGUCUCCGGUUACACCGAAAGACAUGAAGAAAUUCCUUGGUCUAAUUAUUCUGAUGAGUCAAACAAAAAAAGAUAACUGCAAAGAUUAUUGGUCCACAGAACCCCUAUAUUUGCACAAACAAUGA
Molecule: messenger RNA, 585 nt
Organism: Vespa crabro (European hornet)
Lineage: Eukaryota; Metazoa; Arthropoda; Insecta; Hymenoptera; Vespidae
Exons: 2
Coding region: 1-585 (194 amino acids)
Source: RefSeq, a predicted model, not a curated record